UUUACUCACAGGCACCAAGAAAAUAGCCAAGCGCUGCCUGCACUGCGCUUCUGCUCUUUAACGUGGCAGAAUACAUCCCAGAGUCUUCAGAUACAAUGAGGACCAGGCUGAGAAUGCUCAUUUCAGCAGUCGUAUUGGUAUCAAUGGUGCUCUCAGCAUCUGGUGCACACUAUCAUACUCACAGGCAUCACAGACUGGAGGAUGUAGCACUUACUGAGGAAACCGAUGUAAGGGCACAGAGGAAUAAGAGAUCGACAAACGGAGACGAUGAUAAAAACGCCCUUAUGCUUGCUGACGCGCCAGAUGACUCGGGCCCACUGCAGCCUGUGGGAGACCCUUCAGAUCUUCCGACCUGUCUACUGUGCGUGUGUCUAACUGGAUCUGUUUACUGUGAGGAAGUGGACCCAGAUAUGACAUCAGUGCCUACUUUGCCCAAGGAGACAAACUACCUCUAUGCUCGGUACAACAAGAUAAAGAAGAUAACAGCCAAAGAUUUUGGAGAUAUCGUGACUCUGAAGAGAAUCGACUUCACUGGAAACAUCAUUUCUGAGAUUGAAGAUGGCGCGUUUGCAAAGCUAACCAUGCUAGAGGAGCUCUCGCUUGCUGAAAACCAGUUGGCCAAACUACCAAUGCUACCGGCAAAAUUAACCGCCUUCAAUGCCAAUCACAACAAACUGAAGACCAAAGGAGUCAAGGCAAACGCUUUCAAGAAAUUAAACAAACUGCUACAUCUGUAUCUUGCUCACAAUGAACUGGAGGCCGUUCCUCUCAUUCCGGAGAUGGUCCGCACACUUCAUCUUCAGAACAACAACAUUUCAACCGUGUCCACAGACACCUUCUGCAAAAGUAACGACACUUACUACAUACGUCCCAACAUGAACGAGAUCCGUAUGGAUGGAAAUCCCAUCAACCUUGGCCAGUACCCCAACAGUUUCAUAUGCCUGCAGUCUCUUCCAAUUGGGCGAUACCAAUAAAAACAGAUUUAAAUGUAUAACGCAGUGAGAAGUCCUUGGAUAUCCAAUGACGAUGACUUAAACCACGAAGAAAAAGUCAUUCAAUCUCCUGGUGCCUGUGCACUACUGAGUGUACAAAAAGCCGAGAGAAUCUGUACUAUAUAUCUAUAUGUAACAGCUGCCCAAACACUUAGAUUUCCUUUUGAUAUUGACUUUGUAGAUGAACCUGAAACACAAGUCUUUAAAAGAAUAACUUUAUAUCCACUGUAAAUAACCAUUGGAAGCUACUGCUUUGUAAAAUGUGAGAUCAUGAACAGAUGCAGUCAAGCUUCUAGUAUUUCUCAGAACUCUGUGAAUUUUUGACACUUUCUAGUACUGUUAAUAUGUCUUAUUUGGCUGAAAUUAAGAUGCCUGCUAAGUUAAUUUGAGGGUAAGGAAACCAUUCCAAGUCCCAAGACGCUGGUCUUUCCAACUGACCUUUUUUAUUGUUUGAAUAUUAUUUAUAUGCUAAAUCUGUAAUUACUACCUAUGUGUGAAUUAAACAUGAAUAGACUGUACAGUAAAA
Molecule: messenger RNA, 1518 nt
Organism: Danio rerio (zebrafish)
Lineage: Eukaryota; Metazoa; Chordata; Actinopteri; Cypriniformes; Danionidae
Gene: ogna
Product: osteoglycin, paralog a
Cellular component (GO): gel phase of interstitial matrix
Source: RefSeq, marked provisional